Molecule: messenger RNA, 636 nt
Organism: Fragaria vesca subsp. vesca
Lineage: Eukaryota; Viridiplantae; Streptophyta; Magnoliopsida; Rosales; Rosaceae
Exons: 1
Coding region: 1-636 (211 amino acids)
Source: RefSeq, a predicted model, not a curated record
AUGGCUGAGAACACCCACCAAGCGUACCCUACAGCUCCAUCAAACGGUUAUGCAAGAAGCGAUGGAGAGUCUUUGGUAUCCGAAGAUGAGCUCAAGCGCAAGAAGAGAAUCAAAUUGUUUACCUACAUUGGUAUUUUCAUUGUGUUUCAGAUCAUAGUGAUGACCGUGUUUGGUCUUACUGUGAUGAAGGUUAAAACUCCAAAGGCCAGAUGGGGAAGCAUCGAUGUUGAAACCCUCAACUAUGUUCCUGCAACACCUUCGUUCGAUACAACCUUUGAAACCCAGAUAAGGAUCAAGAACACAAACUGGGGUCCUUACAAGUUUGAUGCAGGCACUGCCACAUUUUUGUACCAAGGUGUGACUAUUGGGAAAGUUGAUAUUCCUAAGAGCAAGGCCGGAAUGCGUUCCACCAAGAAAAUCGAUGUUGAGGUGAGUUUGAAUACUAAUGCAUUGCCAAACAGUUCUGCUCUCGGAACUGAAUUGAGCAGCGGGGUGUUGACACUUACCAGCCAAGUUCAACUGAAAGGAAAAGUUGAGUUGAUGCUUAUAAUGAAGAAAAAUAAGAAUGCCUCUAUGGACUGCACAAUAGCAUUUGAUUUGUCAUCAAAGACAGUUCAGAGCUUACAAUGCAAAUGA